GAAAAAGGAAAAAUACUUAAACUCAAAAGUACCACUCGCAAUGAUAGCGCGUACAACUUGAAUAUUCCACUGUCCCACGCCGGUCUCUCAAAUCCCUAAUUUCUGAAAUCACCAAAACCCUAAAAAUUCAAUUUCCCAAAUUCGAAGAUUCUACUUCACCGGAGUUUCGCCGGAGAUGGCGAUUCUUGAACCGGAGAAACGAAAAGAGUCACAAUCACAAAGCCCCGAGUCGUCGGAAAAUCCUUCACAUUCCGAUCCGCAGAAGAAAACUAGGGAUUUGCCGAACUUAACAGAAUGUCAUGCUUGUGGCUUCAAGAUUGAUGUUUGCACCGCAUGUUGAAAUUUCGAGAAGAAGAACAAUAAGAAGUUUAAGAAAAGUGAAGAGUGGGGUGAUUGUGAAAAAGGGCCGGGUUGAUUUAGUGAAAGAGAGUUCUAGGGUUUUGAAAGGUGGAAAUUUGACGAGGUCUAUGGAGGAUGUGGUUAAAGAUGCCAAACAGAAGGCGAAGAAGAAGGUUGAGGCGGCUGCUAUGGCCAGACGCGUGGCAUCAAAGAAAGCUGUGGCGGCUAGAAGGGCUGUUGAGUUGGCAAACAAAACCUUGAAUAUAGCGGCAAACAGGGAAGAGGGCACUCUGAAUCUGCCUUCCAAAAUGGAUCCUGUUAAAGUUGUUGGCUGUUCAUGCUUGGCUUUUGACUUGUGUUUGAAUAACUCGCCGAUGAUUUCAAAGAGUCGCUGCUUGUUGGAUACAAAUAACUUGGAUGCUCCGAAGAGGUGGACUUUUAGUGUUGAUUCAUCAGGCAAGACAUCAAACUCGAGGAGUGCCAGUGGUUCAUUACGAUCCUUGGAUAGCGACUCUUCAACUGAUCUAAGUUGUCCAUGCAUAGGAAGGUGUGACAUGAUAACUAGCCCAAAAGAUGGUGAAUGCACUGCUGAAUUGAAGGAAGGGGAGGGAAGUUGUUCUGAUCGGCUGAUAAACUUCAGUGGAGAAAAUUCUGCAUUGCAUGGGGAAGAGCGGUCAGAUCGUUAUUUCUUCAAGUAUGUUAGGAGGAAGUCUGAUCGUUAUUUUUUCAAGUACAGUAGGAGGAGGUCAGAUCGUUAUUUCUUCAAGUAUAGUAGGAGGAAGUCAGAUCGUUAUUUCUUGAAGUAUAGUAGGAGCAAUUAUUCAAAACCAAAUCUCGAUAGUUAGCUUUGAGAGUCAGCAUUUGACUGUUUGGAUUCCACUCAAUUGAGAACAAUAUCCAAUGCUUCAUGUUAGUCAUGUGAUGCUUCUUUAUGUUAAUCAGCUCGUCAAAGUUGUUAUUUCAGAGAGCUGUUGUAAAAUGGAAUUGGUACAUAUAGUUUUCUCUUGUAAUUGUCCGGAGUUAAAAUUUGAAGCUGUUGUUAUCCAUAUUGUUUGUUUUUAUUUCUAA
Molecule: messenger RNA, 1407 nt
Organism: Medicago truncatula (barrel medic)
Lineage: Eukaryota; Viridiplantae; Streptophyta; Magnoliopsida; Fabales; Fabaceae
Exons: 2
Coding region: 300-1184 (294 amino acids)
Source: RefSeq, a predicted model, not a curated record